Molecule: messenger RNA, 1428 nt
Organism: Aureococcus anophagefferens
Lineage: Eukaryota; Pelagophyceae; Pelagomonadales; Pelagomonadaceae
Exons: 1
Coding region: 1-1428 (475 amino acids)
Biological process (GO): triglyceride biosynthetic process
Cellular component (GO): plasma membrane
Molecular function (GO): long-chain-alcohol O-fatty-acyltransferase activity; diacylglycerol O-acyltransferase activity
Source: RefSeq, a predicted model, not a curated record
AUGCUUAGCGUCGCAGCCCGCGCCGCCUGCGUGCGCUUCGCCGCCGGCGCCUCCGUCGUCACCGCCGCGCACGAAACCGAUGCGGCGCACUGCGACGCCGUGCGCCGCAAAAUGACGCCCAUCGGCGCCUUCAGCCUCCUCUCCGAGACGCCCGCGGCGCCGUCGAUCCCCGCCGUGCUGCUCACGUUUAAAGCCCCGCUCGCGGCGGCAGAUCUCAAAGACGCGCUGACGGCCGGCGUCGCGCCGGCGAGCGCGCGCUUCCGGAGCCGCGUCGACGAGCGAGCGCUCGAGUUCGUCGACGAUUUAGGACCCGCCGCGGCGCCGUUCGUCGUCGAGCGCGGCGCGCGCGGGGAAGCGGCGCUGCCCGGCGCCGUCGCCGAGGCGUUGACGGCGCCGCUCCUCGGGCGCGACGGCGCGGGGCCCUGGUGGGAGGCGCUCGUCUUCGACCACGCGGCGCGGACGUCCGUGCUCCUCCGCGCGCACCACUGCUUGGCGGACGGCGUGUCGCUCGCGUCGCUCUUCGCGCGCGCCACGGACCAGGCCGAGGCCAUCGCGGCCGCGGUCGACGCCGAGAUCGCCAAGCGGCGGCGCCCCAGGGGCGAGCGGCGGCGGCGGUCCGCGCUCGCGCGGUUCGCGAGGGCGCUCCUCAAGGCGCUCGGCUUCGUCGCGCGCGUCGUCCGCGGCGCGCUGGCCAUGCUGCGCGUCGUGGCGACGACGCGCGCGCCCCUGCGCGGGGCCGCGCCGCGCCGCGCCGCGACGGGCCGGUCCGUCGCCUGGGCGAGCAAGUUCAGCGACGUGGCGACGCUCAAGCGCGUCGCGAAGGCGCUCGGAGGCGACAAGGCGACGGUCAACGACCUCUUCGCGGCCAUCGUCGGAGGCGCCCUCCGGGACGUGCUCGGCGACGCCGCGCACGUGACCUGCGCCGUGCCCGUGCACCUCUACGGCGGCGCGCUGCUGCCCGGCGUCGACGUCGGGAACCACAUCGGCGCGGUCCUCGCGAGGUUGCCGCUGCCCGGCGGCGACGGCGCCGCCGCGCACGUCGCGCGCGUGUCGCGGGACGUCGGCGGCGCGCUGCGCGGCGGCGCGGGCGCGCUCGUCGCCUACGGCGCGGCCUACGUCGCCGCCGCGGUCCUGCCGCGGCGGCUCGUGCCCUACGCGCUGGGCGGCUCCGCGGGCUGCGCGACCGUGGCGCUCACGAACGUCCGCGGCCCGCCCGUCGACGGCCUCUCGAUCCGGGGCGUGCCCGUGGAGGCCGUCGUGCCCUUCCUGCCGCCGCCGCCGGGCGUGCCCCUGGGCGUCGCGCUCGCGACCGUCGGGCCGGACGCGACGAUCUCCUUCAACGCGGACGCGUCCCUCCUCGACGCGGACGCGCUCCUCGCGGCGGCCCUCGCCUACUACGGCGAACUGGAACGGGCCGCGGGCAUCUAA